CUGCCUAGCCUGGUUAACGGUUCCUGUGUUGACGCGCUUUUAACGUCAUGAUGAAGUAUCUGGUACUUGUGACCUUUUUGGCUCCUUGUUGGGUCAAUUGUGCGAUUAAAUCAAGGGCCACUGAGGAAGAAACACGGGAAAAUGACACAGAGUUCGAGGCUCUGAGCUCAUUGCUGUCUGACUUUGAGGUGAUGCCCGUGUCCGGCCUCCAGCAGCAUUCACUCAGGAAGAGGGACGUCCACACAGAGUCCCAGCUGGAGCGCAUUGUCAGCUUCAGUGCCCUCAAGAGACAUUUUAAGCUUUACUUGACAACUAACACAGACUUGUUCACUGGGGACUUCAACGCUGUGUUUGUAGAUAAGCAAGGGAAGGAAGACCGCUAUGAUGUUCAGCUGCAGAACUACUUUAUUGGACAUCUUGUAGGCGAGGAGCACUCCCGUGUUCAGGCACACAUAGACGGGGACGAGUUCUCGGCCCACAUCCUGACAGAGGAGACGGAGUACAACGUAGAGCCUCUUUGGAGGUUCACCGAGGUGCCCCCCGAUGGCCGUCUGUUGGUAUAUCGCUCUGAGGACAUCCGGAACCUCAGUCGCCUGACCUCGCCCAAGGUGUGUGGAUACAUCCACGCUGGGGCCCAGGACCUGCUACCAGAGGCCGCCAGAGGUGGAGAGGCACGGGAGGAUUCCCUCCACAGAGAGAAGAGAGUGACCCACAACCACAAGAAGAACACCUGUCCUCUAGCCCUGGUGGCCGACUACCGCUUCUUCAAACACAUGGGCCGCGGAGAGGAGAGCAUUACACUCAACUACCUGAUUGAGUUGAUUGACAGAGUGGACGACAUGUACAGGAACACAACCUGGGAUGAUGAGUUUUCAGGAUACGGUGUUCAGAUCCAACAGAUCAUCAUCAACAAGGAGCCGACCAGAGCGCCGCUUGGCCAGGCUGGGCCGGACUGGACCCACUACAACAUGAAGGGAAGCCCCAUCCAAGGCAAGGAGGUGUGGGACGUCAAGAAACUGCUGGAACAAUUUAGCACGGACAUAGCGGACAAUGCUAGCACUGUGUGCCUUGCCCACCUGUUCACCUAUCAGGACUUUGAUGAGGGGACACUGGGCUUGGCUUACGUGGCCCCUUCUAAAGCCCAGGCUAUGGGGGGCCUCUGCCCUAAACCUUUCUUUCCAUCUAGUUCCGUUAAGAACCCCAGUUUCCUCAACACUGGUUUAACCAGCACUAAGAAUUAUGGCAAAACCAUUCUAACCAAGGAAGCAGAUUUGGUGACAACCCAUGAGCUGGGCCACAACUUUGGAGCUGAGCACGACCCUGACAGCAUGCACUACUGCGCCCCUAGCGAUGACCACGGGGGCAAGUUUGUCAUGUACCCCAUCGCUGUGAGCGGGGACCACUACAAUAACAAGCGUUUCUCCAACUGCAGUAAGAUCUCCAUAGGGAAGACGCUGCGCCUCAAGGCUCCCAUCUGCUUCAAGGAGAGGAACAGCAAGGUGUGUGGGAACUUGCGCGUUGAGGAAGGGGAGGAGUGCGACCCGGGCCUGCUGCACCUCAACGACGACCAGUGCUGCUCCGCCGACUGCAAGUUUAGGCCCGAGUCCCAGUGCAGUGACAGGAACAGUCCAUGCUGUAAGAACUGCAAGUUUCGGCAGGCAGGCAAGCCGUGCCAGGAGCCAAUCAACGCCACCUGUAAGGGCAUGUCCCUCUGCACAGGUAAGAGCAGUGAGUGCCCAAACCCAGACAAUGCUCCGGACAAUACCAUCUGUGUGGAUAGUGUGAGGUGCAGCAACGGGGAGUGCAUGACCUUCUGUGAGGCUGUGCAGAACCUGCAGCCCUGUGCUUGUAAUGAGCUGGUCAAUUCGUGUAAGGUCUGCUGCCGGGACAAAAAUGGCACCUGCACUCCCUUCGUCAAAAAGGACCAGAACUUCCUGUAUCUGCGCAAGGGGAAACCCUGCACCGUGGGCUUCUGUGAUGAGGGCGGCAAAUGCAUGAAGCAAGUCCAGGAUGUGAUCGAGAGGUUGUGGGAUUUCAUCGACAAGCUGGACAUCAACACUUUCGGGAAGAUCCUGGCAGACAACAUCGUGGCCUCAGUGGUGUUGUUCUCUCUGAUUUUCUGGAUCCCUCUCAGUAUCCUGGUGCACUGUGUGGAUAAAAAUCUGGAGAAGGAGUAUGAGAACACCAAGCCCAGCAAAGCAGAGAUGCUGAGCAGCCUCGAGACGGCCUCUGUUGUCGUCAUCAAGCCAUCUACGCCUCCAACCUCCUCCUCCGGCACUCGGAUUCUUCUCCACUCCCUCCCUUCUCUACCCCCAACGGGCCCACCUGCCUCAGGCAGCAUCAGUGCCCCAGGCUUGGCUUCUGGCCCUGGCCCGGGAAGUGGGGUGGUCGUGGUGGGGGAGGGCCCGCGGAUGGCCACCAUACAGGAGGAUCCCAGCUGCGAUUCUCACCUCGACCCGGAUGAAGACGACUUCCCUCCACCCGGAGGCUCCAACGCCACCAAGUCAUCUUACGAGGACCUGACGGCAGAGCGGAGCACGCCGUGGUCGGGCAGCCACGACAAGCCCCGCCUCGAGGCAAACCUAUAUGGUGAACAGUAAAGAGUCCCAGUGCUGAGGGAACAUGUUUGUACAGUGGGGCAAAAAAGUAUUCAGUCAGCCAUCAAUUGUGCAAGUUCUCCCACUUAAAAAGAUGAGGCCUGUAAUUUUCAUCAUAGGUACACUUUAACUAUGACAGACAAAAUGAGAGAAAAAAUCCAGAAUAUUACAUUGUAGGAUUUUUUAUGAAUUUAUUUGCAAAUGAUGGUGGAAAAUAAGUAUUUGGUCACCUACAAACAAGCAAGAUUUCUGGCUCUCACAGACCUGUAACUUCUUCUUUAAGAGGCUCCUCUGUCCUCCACUCGUUACCUGUAUUAAUGGCACCUGUUUGACCUUGUUAUCAGUAUAAAAGACACACUCCAAACUCCACUAUGGCCAAGACCAAAGAGCUGUCAAAGGACACCAGAAACAAAAUUGUAGACCUGCACCAGGCUGGGAAGACUGAAUCUGCAAUUGGUAAGCAGCUUGGUUUGAAGAAAUCAACUGUGGGAGCAAUUAUUAGGAAAUGGAAGACAUACAAGACCACUGAUAAUCUUCCUCGAUCUGGGGCUCCACGCAAGAUCUCACCCCGUGGGGUUAAAAUGAUCAAAAGAACGAUGAGCAAAAAUCCCAGAACCACACAGGGGGACCUAGUGAAUGACCUGCAGAGAGCUGAGACCAAAAUAACAAAGCCUACUAUCAGUAACACACUACGCCGCCAGGGACUCAAAUCCUGCAGUGCCAGACGUGUCCCCCUGCUUAAGCCAGUACAUGUCCAGGCCCCUGAAGUUUGCUAGAGAGCAUUUGGAUGAUCCAGAAGAAGAUUGGGAGAACGUCAUAUGGUCAGAUGAAACCAAAAUAUAACUUUUUGGUAAAAACUCAACUCGUCUUGUUUGGAGGACAAAGAAUGCUGAGUUGCAUCCAAAGAACACCAUACCUACUGUGAAGCAUGGGGGUGGGAACAUCAUGCUUUGGGGCUGUUUUUCUGCAAAGGGACCAGGACGACUGAUCCGUGUAAAGGAAAGAAUGAAUGGGGCCAUGUAUCGUGAGAUUUUGAGUGAAAACUUCCUUCCAUCAGCAUGGGCGUUGAAGAUGAAACAUGGCUGGGUCUUUCAGCAUGACAAUGACCCCAAACACACCGCCCGGGCUACGAAGGAGUGGCUUCGUAAGAAGCAUUUCAAGGUCCUGGAGUGGCCUAGCCAGUCUCCAGAUCUCAACCCCAUAGAAAAUCUUUGGAGGGAGUUGAAAGUCCAUGUUGCCCAGCAAUAGCCCCAAAACAUCACUGCUCUAGGGGAGAUCUGCAUGGAGGAAUGGGCCAAAAUACCAGCAACAGUGUGUGAAGACGUUUGACCUCUGUCAUUGCCAACAAAGGGUAUAUAACAAAGUAUUGUGAAACUUUUGUUAUGGACCAAAUACUUAUUUUCCACCAUAAUUUGCAAAUAAAUUUAUUCAAAAUCCUACAAUGUGAUUUUCUGGAUUUUUUCCCCUCAUUUUGUCUGUCAUAGUUGAAGUGUACCUAUGAUGAAAACUACAGGCCUAAUCUUUUUAAGUGGGAGAACUUGCACAAUUGGUGGCUGACUAAAUACCUUUUUGCCCCACUGUAUAUAUACACACAGCCAUGGGCAUGUACAUGCAAACACACGUGUGUACACACACAAUUUUACGCGAGGGAACAUAGUCUAGAGUAGAUAGAUGCAUGCAUGCAUACGGACACACCACAUAUAGAAGAAGCAUGCAUACAUGACUAAACUAUAGUACCCACACACUGUUAUAGUACACACAAACAUCCACUCCUAGAAGGGACUGGAAUACUGGUUACACAGCACUGGUUGGAGUUCAUAGAACAACACCGUUUCUUGUAGAGCUCUUAAAUAAAGCACUGUGGGGUUAGCUACAUCCUAGAUUUUAUAAGGUCAAUUUGGAAGACUCCCAUACAACCAAAACAGUAGGUGUUUGUGAGUAGUAGUGCUCUGAUGCAAGUGACUGCAGUUUAGAAUAGCCUAGAUACUGAAUGAUUUGUGUGUGUGUUGUGGGGAAGAAAUAAUUUGUGCCUUGUUAGUUUCAAGAGUCAAAGCCAAGUGGCACCACUCACUCCGAUACAGGCCAGACUGACCGAUACACAGGCCAGACUGACCGAUACACAGGCCAGACUGACCGAUACAGGCCAGACAGUCUUUGGAGUUGUUAUUUUGAAUGACUUGACUAACAGCUGUCAGAAUGGGUUGAUUGAUAGACAGCUGGGCCAGUUGAUUUACCACUGCCGCGACUCUACGGCUAUUGGUUACGCAUGUGGUUGGGUUAGAGUGCCAGUGUUAAAAGGAAUCAUGCUAAGGUCAAAUAACUGAAAAAUUUGUUUGUUUAAAUGUUUAAAGGCCCAGUGCAGUCAACAUGUGAUUAUUCCUGUGUUUUAUAUGUAUUAGGUUAGAUUAAUACUUUUAAAAUGAUGAUAUCCUUUUUAGUGUGAGAGCUGUUUAAAAAGAUCGCCUGAAGUGUCAGCCUGUUUUGGUGGGAUUUAGUUUUGGCCUGCCUGGCAGUUAAUUAGUUAAUAGUCCAAUAAGGAAGAGUUCCAAGCCUCUCCUCCAACAGCUAGUUUUCAGUUUUCCCCUCCCUACUCAGACCACACCCAGACAGUCCUAGCAAAAUUCUUAAGUAUUAAAAGUAAAUAGUUUCAAAUUCCUUAUAUUAAGCAAAGCACAGGGCACCGGUUUUUAGGAUUGUUAUUUUUAUUAUGUACAUUUUUUACACGGAUAGCCAGGUGCACACAUCACUUACAAAUGAAGCAUGUGUUUAGUGAGUCCGUCAGACCAGAGGUAGUAGGGAUGAUCAGAGAUGUUCUCUUGAUAAGCGUUCAAAAUGUAACAAGUACUUUUGGGUGUCAGGGAAAGUGUAUGGAGUAAAAAGUAAAUUUCUUUAGGAAUGUAGUAAAGUAAAAGUUGUUCAAGUGUUUUUUACUUUACACCAUUGCCCAAAGUAUUUUAUUUGAAGCUGGUGUACAGAACCGAAAGUAGGACCCAAAAAUGAAACAAUUAUGACAGAUUUGUAACACACAUAUCUAUGUGAAUUUGGAUGGGUUUCCCAAAAAACGAAUAUAUUGCAGCUUUAAUUGUUAGCCAGAAAUGAUUAAAAAUGACUGCAUUGGACCUUGUUAAUGUUAUCUUUCCAUUGUCACAUCAGUAAGACAAUGUUUUUCAUUAUUUGCCUUUAUUUCUGAUAUUCUGUGUUUUUUACCUUGUUAAUUGGUUGUGAAUAUGUUUCUAGUCCUCCUUAUCACCAUGGUUUGUCUUCCAAGUUUGAACUUCAUCUGUUUGAAAUUUUGGCAAUUAUUUUGGGUGAUGCCUAACAUACCUACUACUAUCGACAAAGUAAUUCAGCUGUGAAAUGGAUGCCAAAGGGUAUUGUUAAAAAGUUUCUAAUGUUGCAGAGGAAGGCAUUAUUUUCUAGUAAUUGCAACCAAACAGGCACUGAGUGUCAGGCUGUGUUUACACGGGCAGUCUAUUUCUGAUCUUUUGCCAAUAUUUUGCCCAUAAUUGAGCAAAAGAUCAGAAUUGGGUUGCCUGUGUAAAUGAAGCUAGUAGUUAGGCUGGGCUGGAUACUUCAUCGGACCUUGGCCUACCGAAUAUCAAUUUAUCAGUUGUACUGUAUGCCUCCACUGAAGUAUUGGUUCUGUUUCAUUUGUAGUGAAAUAAUGAUGGACCGUUUUGAUAUUUGUGUAUGGCCUUAUGCUGGUACAAUGGGCUAUUAACCUUUUCAACUUCAAUCUGAAGUUUGCAAUUCAUGCAAGUCAUUUAUUUGACAAUUUACUCAACACAUUGGAUGAUGAGGGACUGUUAGAGCAGUGCAGACAUUCUAUGCAGUCAGAUGUUUGUAGACCAACUUCUGUUUUUUUUAAUCUGAAAAAAAGACUCGUGCCUUAUUUCAUAAAUGGAGUGUUUCUGUUUUAUAUCUCGCCUCAUUUCUCUAGUUAUACAGUGGCUUCAGAGUAUUCACACCCCAUUCACCUUUUCCACAUUUUGUUGUGACAAAGUGGGAUUCAAAAGGUUUAAUUGCCAUUGUCCAAAGAAAAAAUGAAUGAAAAAUCAAAUACUAAUAUCUAGAAUAAGUAUUCAACCCCCUGAUUCAAUACAUGUUAGAAUCAACGUUGGUAGCGAUUAAAGCUGUGAGUCUUUAACACCUGGAUUCUGCAACAUUUACCCAUUUUUAAAAAAUGUAUUAUUAUUUUAAAAAAUUCUUCAAGCUCUGUCAAAUUGGUGGUUGUUCAUUGCUAGACAACCAUUUUUAGGUCUUGCCAUAGAUUUUCGGUCACUCAGGAGCAUUCAGUCUUCUUGGUGAGCAACUCCAGUGUAGACUUCACCUUGUGUUUUAGGUUAUUGUCUUGCUGAAAGGUAAAUUCAUUUCCCAGUGUCUGUGGAAAGCAGACUAAACCAGGUUUUUCUCUAGGAUUUUGCCUGUGCGUAUCUCCAUUCAAUUUUGCGUAUCUCCAAGUCCUUAACGAUUACAAGCAUACCCAUAACAUGAUGUAGCCAUCACUAUGCUUGAAAAUAUGGAGCGUGGUAAAAGAAACCGUUACACAGAAAGAAAGCAUGUGAACAGUACAAUACACAUCGUUGUCCAGUCACCUUGAAAUAAAACAUUUAAAAAGGAAGCUACAUGAUUAACUUCUUGUCCUGAAUAAAAAGUGUUAAUUGCUUUAUCACAUGUAUUUGCAUUAUUAUUUUAGUGCCUUGUUGCAAUAAUGUUUUGGAAUAUUUGAAUUCUGUACAGGCUUCUUGUCACUCUGUCAGUUAGGUUAGUAAUGUGGAGUAACUAACCUACAACGUUGUUGUCAUCUUCAGUUUUCUCUUAUCACAGCCAUUAAACUCUUAACUGGCCUCAUGGUGAAAUCCCUGAGUUAGGUAGGACACCUGUAUCUUUGUAGUGACUGGAUGUAUUGAUACUCCAUCCAAAGUGUAAUUAAUAACUUCUUCAUGCUCAAAAGUAUAUUCAAUGUCUGCUUUUUUAUUUUUACCCAUCUACCAAUCGGUGCCCUUUUUUUGGAAAACCUCCCUGACCUUUGUGGUUGAAUCCGUCAGCGAUGACGUAGUCAUUGAAAAAUCAUGUUGCACAUGCCACUUAUGUGACUUAUGCACAUUUUUACUCCUGAACUUAUUUAGGCCAUAACAGGUUGAGUACUUAUUGACUCAAGACAUUUCAGCUUUUCAUUUCAUUAAUUUGUCAAAUAUAUAUUUUUAACUUGUGUGUAGGCCGUUCAAUGUAAUCCAUUUUAAAUUCAGGCUGUAACAUAACAAAAGCUGGAAAAGUCCAGGGGUGUGAAUACUUUCUGAUGGCCCUGUAUGUCCUGUCAGCAAAGGGAAUAGGUCUAUCACCCAGCUGGAACUCAUGUUUACUAAUGUUGCCUGUUAGCUGGCAUGGGAAGUGUUGUCCUAAGCACCACUUGGUGUUGGAGUAUUCGUGUGCCAAUGAUAAAUGAAUACAUAUCGGCUUGUGGAACGUUACUCUAAAAUAUUGUUUUAUAUUGUCUGUUCACCGUUUCCUGUAUAUUAGGCAAUAAGUACUUCUAUAUGUUCAUUCUGAUGAAAGGGGGAAUAUGUGUCUUGCUUGUGGGUCAAGGGCAUUCUGCAGCUUUGCUAUGACUUUGGACUAGUAUGGUCUGGAUACAUCUUUAGCAUGUACCUAAGUCCAUAGUAUUAGCUCUGUAGGAGAUGUGAGGAGGAAACUCCUUGAAUCACGUAUUCUUCCUGUGUCCUAUGUUCAUUUUUAGGGUGUAUUAAAUUAUCUGGAUGAAUAAAUAAAUGCCUCUAUGCUAAUAAAUGUGUACACCAA
Molecule: messenger RNA, 8396 nt
Organism: Oncorhynchus masou masou (cherry salmon)
Lineage: Eukaryota; Metazoa; Chordata; Actinopteri; Salmoniformes; Salmonidae
Product: disintegrin and metalloproteinase domain-containing protein 17-like
Exons: 19
Coding region: 48-2600 (850 amino acids)
Biological process (GO): membrane protein ectodomain proteolysis; Notch signaling pathway
Cellular component (GO): plasma membrane
Molecular function (GO): metalloendopeptidase activity
Source: RefSeq, a predicted model, not a curated record